Molecule: messenger RNA, 1211 nt
Organism: Pelobates fuscus (common spadefoot toad)
Lineage: Eukaryota; Metazoa; Chordata; Amphibia; Anura; Pelobatidae
Gene: NOL12
Product: nucleolar protein 12
Exons: 7
Coding region: 160-792 (210 amino acids)
Cellular component (GO): nucleolus
Molecular function (GO): rRNA binding
Source: RefSeq, a predicted model, not a curated record
GAGUUCGACUGCGGUCGCUGUUGUAGAAAUGUGUUAACUGCAGAGGGGACAUAUCUUGCAGUAGUUGUCUCUAUGGUUUAGAACUCUUCGAGGAAGUGAUCACUGUCUAGAUCUUGGCAUUUGAUUUAAAACUGGUGUUUUGGAAGAAUAUUUAGAAGAAUGGGGAAAAAAAGGCACAAUAAGGGUCCUUUGAGCCGGCGGGAACUGGUAUUUGAUGAAGAGAAAAGACGUGAAUAUCUGACCGGAUUCCAUAAGCGCAAGUUGCAGAGGAGGAAAGCGGCUGUAGAGGAAAUUAAACAGAAAAUUAAAGAAGAGCAGAAGAAGAUGAAAGAAGAAAGGCACAAGGAGUAUAUGAGGAUGCUGAAGGAAAGAGAAGACGCUCUAGAAGAAGCAGAUGAGCUGGAAAGACUAGUAACUUCAAAGACGGAAUCUCUACAGUUUGACCACCCCAACCACACAGUGACUGUUACAACCAUCAGUGACCUGGACCUGUCUGGUGUUGGUUUUCUGCCAGUGGAAAGAGCAAUGGAAGAAGAGGAUGGGAAUGAACAACAUAAGGAAGACACCAAACCCGUUGUAUCUGCACCCAAAAAGUCGGGUGACCCAUUGCUUUCCAAAAAGAUCUGCUCUCUUACUGCAUCUCUCCAUGCACGUAGCCAGAAAAAAUCUACAAAGCGCCCCCCGAAAACCUACGAUCCUAAGAAACCAGGAGGAGGCAAAACGUCAGGGCGCACAACCAAAACCCAGCGCAGGAGACAGACUGGCAAAACCCGGAGGAGAAACCCACUAUAACCGUAGCAGCACUCGUUUUUAUAACUGAACUGCACCGGUUUACCCUGAUAUGCCUUUUUAUUCCGUUUUCCUCUUUGGACAAUUGUUGGAUUGAUUAGGCUCAACUAAUAAUGUAAAAAUUCUAUUUUUUGGUUGUUUUCUUUUCUUGCUCAUUUUCCUUAAGCCCAAAUUUUAAGCCCACCCCUCCUCUCUCAGGAAAGCACAAGAAUGAAGCUAGAACUUCCACAUAACACUUUUUCCAAUGACUUCAUGGUAAUUCUUUAAUGGAGAUGUUUUAUUACCUACCUUAGCAAACAAACAUGGGGAUUCAGUUACAUCAUAUGGCCAUAUUGUGUUAAGUUCACUAUGAGUGGGAUGCUCACCCGUUAGGAAUCUGGUCUGGUUUCCAAAUCUAAGCAGAAAAAAAGAGAAAUGAGGGC